Messenger RNA from Elgaria multicarinata webbii, 5055 nucleotides. RefSeq names its product TAR (HIV-1) RNA binding protein 1 (gene TARBP1). NCBI's taxonomy places the organism in Eukaryota, Metazoa, Chordata, Lepidosauria, Squamata, Anguidae. Bases 40 to 4875 code for a protein of 1611 amino acids. Gene Ontology annotation, molecular function: RNA binding; tRNA (guanine) methyltransferase activity. Gene Ontology annotation, biological process: tRNA methylation. The transcript is spliced from 30 exons. The record is from RefSeq and is a predicted model, not a curated record.
GGCCGUUCCUGCCAGGUGGUAGGGCCGCGCGCUCCCGCCAUGGACGUGGUGCUGGCGGACGCGCUCCUCUCGCAAUGCUGCGAUGGCGGCGCGUUGCUCCGGGCGGUGUGCGGCGAAGACGGGGCGCUCUCGGCUGAGCAAGCGGAGACGUUGCGUUUCCUGCUCGAACGGGCAGCGAGGGGCGGCUGGCGCGGGCAGGGCCAGGACGGGGGUGCGGCGGCGCAGCAGCGGCGGGUGGCCUGGGAGGCGGCGCUAGGGCGCUGCCUCCCGGCGCUGCUCGGCGGCGGCGGUGCUGCUGCUUCGGCGGGGGAGUCCCCGGACGAGCGGCGGCGCCUGGUGAGAGCCGCCUGCGGAGCGCUGCGUGGCUGCGCCUCGCUCUGCGGGGCUCCCCUGGCGGAGCGGCUGGCCCGGGAGGCGCUGGGAGCCUGCGCGGACACUGGGAGGCGGCAGGUUGAGGCCGCCGUGGAGGUCCUGUCCGCUGUGGCCCCUUGGCUGGAGGAGCCGGCGCUGCUGAGGCGAAUCGUGGGGGCGGCGCUGAGAUUGCUGUGGGGGGAGGGAGAGGGUGGCGAGGAGUACGAAGAGGAAAAGGCGCUGCUCGUGGCCGGGAGGCUGCUGCCGGCGCUGGGGAGGAAUGGCGCUGCCCUGGGGCACGUGUGGGAAGGCUUGAUGCUGUCGCCCGAGGCUAUCCCCCAGCGGGUGAGCAGGACCCUACUGGUCCUGAGCGCCCUCUCCGACGCGGUGCUUCCCGCGGGCGCGCAGCAGCAGCAGGGGGGUGGCGCUACUGCUGGCGGCGGGGCUGCUCAGUCGCUCGAUGCUCGGCUCUGCAGUAGCUUCUGGAAAGUGUUACAAAAGGGACUGACCGAGAGCGACGCCCUGUGCAGGAAAAGAGCCCGCUAUUUGUUGAAACGAGCUGUGGACGUAUCUGAUAAGCUCCCGACAGAGUGCAAGUGUAGCCAAGACCCUGGAAAUGAACCAUGUCUGUUCUGGUGGUGUGCUGAAAAAAAGGAUCAACUUACUCAGUUUUGGGAGAAUUACAUUUUAAUUAUGGAGACUCUGGAAGGAAAUCAGAUACAUGUUAUAAAGCCAGUAUUACCAAAGUUAAAUAGUUUAUAUGAACAUGCAGUAUCAGAACAAAAAGAUUGUUGGGUGUUUCACCCAUCGUGGCAUAUGUGCAUUUACCAAAGAAUGUUUGAGAGUGAAAACAAAACACUUACAAAAGAAGGUGUUUUUCACUUUCUUGAAAUCUGGCAAACAAAGCAUCUCCCCACAUCACCAGGAUUUUCAGAGUUCAUUAUUGGCCCUUUAAUGGAUGCUCUUUCAGAAAGUUCACUUUAUAGCAGGUCAUCAGGCCAAAUUAUAGGAACCUGCCCUCCAUUAGGAAUGAAGCUACAGAAAUUCUUGGCUAAGUUCUUCACAAACCUCCCAGAGAAAGAAAAAAGUAAUUUUUUGUUAACAUUUAUACAGAAAAUGAGCAGUAGGCACUGGUGUGCUGUUCCAGUUUUGUUUCUCUCCAUGGCACUGGCACAUAUUCCAACAUGCAGAGCACUGGAUGUUGAAGGACUCCUAGCUCUGAGAGGAGUCCUGCAGUGUACUAUGAUCACACAUCAGAUUCUCCUUCGAGGAGCUGCUCAGUGCUAUCUUCUUGAAGCAGCUAUACACUUGACAGAUGUAGAGAAAGUAUCUCUUUCAGAUAUUUCAAACUUUAUUGUAUCUCUGAGACCAGAUGAAUCAUUAGGCAGAGGGACUGUUUUGUGGACAAUGCUUUGUGAUUGGUUGCAUACGAAUGACAAGCGCUUUCGAAGGCCUUUAAACUGCGACAUACCUCAAGACAAAAGUGCAUUAAGUGUUUAUGCGCAGUUUCUUGUGGAGGGUUAUCUGAAAACACCAAUAGCCUAUCCAGGGGAAGAUUGCCUUAUGCCUGACAGGUUUGAAGCGAAACUUGUUGCUACAAUGAUUCUUCUGGCUGCAGAUGUGGAAGAGAUGAAGCACAAAUUCAAUGGCAAUGGCAGCCCAGAACGGAUUGAGCUAAAGGAUCUCCUAAGCCCUCUACUGGAUGUCUUGCUGAAACUUGGCACUAAUCCCUACAUCUCAUCACUGAAAACCGAUAAAAGCCUACAGCUGCUAUUGACAUUACUGCAGCUUUGUUCAAUGAAAUGUUCCAGUCCUCAAGUCGAUUGGCUGAUAACAUUUCUCCAGGAUUCAUUUACGCCUGCCACAAAAAGUAUUUUGGAUUUUCUCCUCAGAAGACUUACAGCAAAUGAAUUAAAUACUAUUUUAGAUCUGCAGCGCUGUAAUUUAUAUCUAGAAGUUUUGUCAGAGCUAAUGAACUUCUGUUCAACCCAUGGCUGGAAAAAGGGACCAUCUCACUGCAGCUUCAUCUCCUCUCUGAUAAAUGCCUCCCUUUGCAAUCUGCAAGAUAUGGGUAGUGAAGAGGAAGUAAAACUUGGGGAACAGAUUCAGAAGGUAGUGAGCAUGGCAUCCCUAAGUGUGGUUUGUGAAAUUAUUGAUCAGAAGCCAGAACUUCAGCUUGAUUCUCUGCCAGCUCUUGAUACCCUAAAAACAGCUAUUUCCUGUGCAAAACUUAACCAUGUAUUAAAGAAGCCUUGCAGUAUGGAAACAAAUAGUUCCCUUGAGGAGCAAGCAUCACAUCAAGGAUGGGGGAAAAUUGUAGCACGUUUUAUACAUGAUCAGUGGGUUUGUCUUCAUUUUAUUCUCAACAAUUAUCAAAACAUUUCUAAGGAUAAAAAUCUGGAACAAUUUUUGCCUGUUCAGAAGUGCGCAAUAAUUUUACAAUCUGCACUCGAAGCAAUAAUGAUUCUUCCUUCUGACCAUGUUUUACCUGUGUUUCAUUGCAUGAAAACACUCAUUUCCAAGCUUCUGGAAUCUUCUGAAUCUCUGUGCAUAGAGACUUUUGAUCUAGCAUGGAAAAUUAUAUUUUCUCUUAGCAACACACAACUGAUAUUUUGGCCUAAUUUAAAAGCUUUUGUUCAGUUUGUGUUUGAUCCUGAAGUCCUUGCUGCUGCAGCAAAGAACAAGAGCCAAACUUACACAAAGAUAAAAGAGAUCAUGUUUCAGAUGAUUGAAAUGUCCUCUGCAAGGACUGGAGUCUUUAAUAUGUUGUUGAGUUAUUGCUGUCAGUCUUGGAUAUUUCCUACUUCUGAUGACGCAAGUGGUGUUGAAAAUGCCUUUUCAAAUGCUGGCAAUUACAGUGAACUUCUUGUAGAGGCGUGUUUGUUUGGAACUGUGUUUAGGCGUGAUCAGAGACUCAUUCAGGAGGUGUGUGCUUUUGUAGAAAAUCUUGGAGAAGAAUGUGCAGCAAAUGUUGUCACAGAAAGUACGAAAAGAGAUGACCAUUAUGUGAGAGUUUGUGCCAUCAAAUUUCUCUGCUUGCUAGAUGAAUCAGAUACGCUGCACAAGAAGUUUAUAGAAGAGUUUGUCAUGAAACUACUUGAUAAAGCUGAAUUCAUGUCCAAAUCAAAAAUUCGCUAUCAUGUGAACUCCUUACAACACCGAAUUAAAAAUCGACUCUGGCAGACAUUGCUAGUGAUGUUUCCAAAACUUCAUGAGGAUAUUUUAACAAGAAUUGUUGACAGGAUUCUACAGGCUGGACAUAGCAAUAAUCAAGCAUCCAUAAAGUAUUUAAUAGAAUGGAAUAUCAUCUUGAUCCUCCACAGGUUCCCUCAUUUUCUUCCAAAAUUUUGGGAUUGCUUUAACUAUGGUGAAGACCAGCUUAAAACUAGCAUUUGCACAUUUUUAGCAGUGCUGUCACAUUUUGACAUAAUUCUCCAAAAUACAUCUGAAAAAACUCCAGCUUUGAAGAAAGCUCUAGUUGUUGUCCUAAAGUGGUGUUCCCAUCACAAUUUCAGUGUUCGACUUUAUGCUUUAUUUGCUCUUAAGAAAAUUUGGGGAAUGUGUAAAGCAUCAUGUGUGGACGAUUUUGAAGCUUUAACACCAGUUAUUGAAUGUAGCCUUAACCAAGCGGAAAGCAUGCAUGGAACAGGGAAUGCUAAAAAGAAUUGGCAGCGUAUCCAAAAACACUUCUUCUUUGAAAACUUUCAUCCACUUAACGAUUACUGUCUUGAGACAAUAUUUUACACCCUGCCACGCCUUUCAGAAAUUGCUGAAGAGGAAUGGAUCUCUCUCUCUAAAUUCACAGCAUUCACAGACGUCCCACUGAGCUCAACAUUUCCGUGCUACCAUUCUCAAACUACACUUCUUGAUCUAAAACCAAGUGACUGGUCUCAGCAAGAUAUGGGUUUGAAUUCAGCAGAGUCAGGCAACCAAAGACAAUGGUCAGAUGUUCAAAAAAAAAUUAUCCCAUGGAAAGACCGGACUCUUGAUUUGGAUCUUGAGCUUGUAUUUCAAGAUCGGGCUACUAAACUUGGUAAAUCAAACAGUAAAUUGAUCGUAGUGGCUUCACUUAUUGAUAAACCCACCAAUUUGGGAGGCUUGUGUCGUACAUGUGAAAUAUUUGGGGUGUCAGCUCUAAUUGUUGGCAGCCUUCAUUACAUAAAUGACAAACAAUUUCAGUACCUCAGUGUUUCUGCUGAACAAUGGCUUUCCCUUAUUGAGGUGAAGCCAUUUCAGCUUGUUGAUUACUUGGAACAGAAGAAAAUUGAAGGCUACACUAUAAUAGGUGUGGAGCAAACGGCUAAAAGUUGCGAUCUAACAGAAUAUCACUUCCCAGAGAAAUCUCUGUUGUUGCUGGGAAAUGAGCAUGAGGGAAUCCCUGCGAAUCUGAUUCAACAGUUGGACACUUGUGUAGAAAUUCCGCAGCAAGGAGUUAUUCGAUCACUUAAUGUCCAUGUAAGUGGAGCUUUGCUCAUUUGGGAAUAUACAAGGCAACAGAUCGUCAAGGAACACAAAGAAAGAUAGAUGCACAAUUCUUGUUGAAGCUGUUGCUCUUCUGGCGCCAUAAAAUCCAUAGAGUAAUUAUAAAUGCCACACAAAAGAAUACAUUUUAUAUUCUGCAUGCCUUCAUUUGUAAGAACAAUGUAAAUGCCUUAAACCAUAACUGUAUUAAAACUAUUGAUAAUAAAUGUUCUUUCAGUACGA